UAACUAUGAGAAGAGGUUGCUGAAUUUGCCGCUUGCUUAUUUUGCUCUUUGCCGAAAACAGAAAAUAGAUCUUUUUCGCUGUAUUCCAACAAUGGAUUUUUUAGAGUACUCGGAUAUUUCGGCGGAAAUUAAAGGAUGCAUGACUCCAGGGAAAUUAAAAAUGACUGAUCAAAGCAUUGUAUUUAAAAACGGUAAAACUGGGAAAGUAGAUCAAAUUCCAGCGUCAGAUUUUGAAGCAGUCAAUUUUCAAAACUUCGGGGGCUCAUGGGGCAUUAGGGUAUUCUUACAAAAUGGUUCUUUGCAUAGAUUCGUUGGCUUCAAAGAAUCUGAGAAAGAAAAAAUAGCAAAGUUUUUUACUAGCUCUUACAAAAUCGACAUGUUAGAGAAGGAGCUUAGCCUUAAAGGAUGGAAUUGGGGCACAGCUAAAUUUAAUGGAUCAGUCCUAAGCUUUGAUGUUGCCGAUAAGAGCGCAUUUGAAAUUCCUUUAAAUCAUGUUUCACAGUGCACGGCUGGCAAAAAUGAAAUUACAAUGGAGUUUCAUCAGAAUGAUGAUGCUCCAGUCAGCCUUCUAGAGAUGCGAUUUUUUAUUCCCUCAAAUGAGUUAGCUGGGGACGUGGACCCUGUAGAAGCUUUCCAGCAACAAAUAAUGAAAAAAGCAAGCAUUAUUAAUGUGUCUGGUGAUGCCAUAGCCAUAUUUAGGGAAAUUCACUGUCUUACCCCAAGAGGUAGAUAUGAUGUCAAAAUAUUCAGUUCCUUUUUUCAACUCCAUGGUAAAACUUUUGACUACAAAAUACCAAUGUCCACUGUGUUGAGGCUAUUUAUUUUGCCCCACAAGGAUAGCCGGCAAACAUUUUUCGUGGUCAGCUUAGAUCCACCUAUUAAGCAAGGUCAGACGCGUUAUCACUUCUUGGUGUUGCUUUUCAAACAGGAGGAUGAAACGUCUUUGGAGUUGCCUUUUACAGAUGAAGAAUUAAAAGAAAAAUAUGAGGGAAAGUUAGACAAAGAACUGUCUGGACCAACUUAUGAAGUGUUGGGAAAGAUAAUGAAAAAUAUAAGCAACAGGAAGCUGACUGGACCAGGGAAUUUCAUAGGGCAUUCGGGCACUCCAGCAGUUGGGUGUUCUUUCAAAGCCGCUGCCGGUUACCUUUACCCUCUCGAACGAGGUUUCAUUUACAUUCACAAACCUCCUCUUCAUAUUCGCUUUGAGGAAAUUACUUCCGUCAAUUUUGCAAGAGGCGGCGGGAAUACUCGAUCAUUUGAUUUCGAAAUAGAAUUGAAGUCCGGAACUGUACAUACUUUCAGCAAUAUUGAGAAAGAAGAAUAUGGAAAACUUUUUGAUUUUAUCAACUCUAAGAAACUUCAUAUUAAAAAUCGCGGGAAGAGUGACAAAGCCUCUUAUAAAGACGACUUUGGGGAUUCUGACGAGGAAGCUGCACCAGACGCGUACCUCGAACGUGUCAAAGCCGAAGGUCAGGAGCGGGAAGAGAGCGACGAUGAUGAAGACGAAAGUACCGAUGAAGAUUAUGAUCCUUCAAAAGCCAAAGGCGGGAACGAUAGCGAUGUCGCGGAGGAGUUCGACAGUGAUCCUAGCAGUUCAGAAAGCGACGACGAAGAAGGCGGAAAGAAGGAAAAAAAGAAGGAAAAGGAGAAGAAAAAGAGCUCGAAAACGGUUUCGGAGCAGCCGAGAAAGCGGAGCGGCAAGAAGGAGAGAGACGAGAAUAAACCCAAGCGUGCGGCCACCGCUUUCAUGUUGUGGUUGAACGCGAACCGGGAGUCGAUCAAAAAGGAUAAUCCUGGAAUUAAAAUAACAGAGAUCGCGAAAAAAGGCGGCGAGAUGUGGCGAGAACUGAAAGACAAGUCCGAAUGGGAGAAGAAAGCGGCCAAGGAGAAAGAAGAGUACAACAAGGCAAUGGUGGAAUACAAGGCUUCGGGCGGAAGUUCGACUGCCAAUAAGAAAUCGUCGGCGUCUAAAAAAUCGAAACCCGACAGUUCGCCCGUCAAGUCGGGUCCCUUUAAAAGCAAGGAGUAUAUAGAAGAGAGCGAUAGCAGUUCUGAUGACGAAAAAGCGAAAAAAGAUAAAGAUUCUCAGAAAGACAAAACAAAGAAAUCUAAGAAAUCUGAUGAGUCAGACGAAGAAAAGGGUAGUAAACGAAAGAAGGAGAGCGACGAUGAAAAGAGCAAAAAGAAAUCUAAAAAGGAUGAGAAAAGUUCCAAACAAAGUAAGAAAAGGGAUUCUGAAAGUGAAGAAAUUUUAAGUACUCCGUCUGAAAGCGAGAAUGAAUCUGACGAGAAAAGUAAGAAGAGUAGCAAGGGAAAGUCUAAGUCGAACAAGAAAGAAAAAAGUUCCAAAAAAGGUAAAGAUUCAGAAAGUGAAGAGGAAAUUUUAAGCACUCCGCCUUCAAGUGGGGCUGAAAGUGAUUAAGUUACUGUUAUAUGUAUCAUUAAAUUAUAUUAAACUUUUUGUAUGAA
Molecule: messenger RNA, 2469 nt
Organism: Cylas formicarius (sweet potato weevil)
Lineage: Eukaryota; Metazoa; Arthropoda; Insecta; Coleoptera; Brentidae
Gene: Ssrp
Product: FACT complex subunit Ssrp1
Exons: 9
Coding region: 92-2422 (776 amino acids)
Cellular component (GO): FACT complex; nucleus
Molecular function (GO): histone binding; DNA binding; nucleosome binding
Source: RefSeq, a predicted model, not a curated record